AUGGCUGACGACGAGCGUGAGGCAGCACCAUCCCCAUUGUACAGCGCCAAUACUGACAGGAAAGAGCGAGGAUCGUCUCGAGGCGAGGACCGCAGACGCAGCAGAUCCCCUCGACGAGACCGGGAUAGGCGGGAAGAUCGGCCGCGACGCAAAGACGGAGGCUUCAAAUGGAAGGAGAAGCGCAGAGAUGAUGAUGACCCCUCCCGUCGGGCCCGAGAUUCAGGGCUGCAACGAGGUUAUAGGGAUCAUUACCGGCCUCGUUCAAGAUCCAGGACCCCGCCUCCACGAAGACAUCCUCCCACAAGAGAUGACAAUGACCGGGAGAGAAGGCGAGACCGUGAGGAGCGCGAGCCGCGUGAGGAAAGAGAAGAGAAGAGACCAAAGAAGGAAAAGAAGCCAGCACCACCACCGGCUGCACCUACGCAGCCCAUGAUUAUAGUCUACGUCAACGACCGGCUAGGCACGAAGAAAGCUAUUCCAUGCUUUCCCACAGAUCCAAUCAAGGACUUCAAGGUCAUUGUUGCCUCGAUGAUCGGGAGACAACCCCAUGAAAUCCUCCUCAAGCGCCAGGGCGAAAGACCCUUCAAGGAUCAACUGACGCUACAAGAUUAUGGCGUCAGCAACAACGUUCAACUGGAUCUUGAGGUUGACACUGGCGAUUGA
Cladophialophora yegresii CBS 114405 is the source of this 663-nucleotide messenger RNA. RefSeq lists its product as uncharacterized. The record is from RefSeq and is a predicted model, not a curated record. The transcript is spliced from 2 exons. Gene Ontology annotation, cellular component: cytoplasm; nucleus. Gene Ontology annotation, molecular function: protein tag activity. Gene Ontology annotation, biological process: mRNA splicing, via spliceosome; protein modification process. Lineage: Eukaryota; Fungi; Ascomycota; Eurotiomycetes; Chaetothyriales; Herpotrichiellaceae. Bases 1 to 663 code for a protein of 220 amino acids.